Molecule: messenger RNA, 876 nt
Organism: Triticum turgidum subsp. durum (durum wheat)
Lineage: Eukaryota; Viridiplantae; Streptophyta; Magnoliopsida; Poales; Poaceae
Source: the annotation of a GenBank genome assembly
AUGAUGGUGCUCGCAGCCGCAGCGAGCGCACCGUCCCUCCAAGGUUGGAAACGCCAGAUCUCAGCUGUUACCUGCCAGCAUCCACAUUCAGUCCCACUCCCACGCACUGUGUUCAGAGUAUCUGCAACAAAGAAUAAUGAGAGGAAACGGAGACGCUCCCGGAAUCUGUCCAAAGGCCCAGCAUUAAUCGCCGAAGAAGCUUCCCCGAGCAACGGCGAAAACCCCACCACCAUCCUUGAUCUCAAUGUCGAUGAUGAUGCUACUAGCGAUGAGAAAGCUGCGGGUGCCCCAAGGAGUGCUGUUCUUCAGUCUUGCACCCUCACAUCCGGCUUGCUGCUUGCAUUAGGUCUCCUUCUUCGUGAGGCAUCACACGUUGCAUCUUCAAAUGGACUGCCGUUUGCUGACCCUACGGCCGUAUCAUUCAAUUUUGAAACCUGGCAUCUCGAGUUGGUCGCCGGACUAGUAAUAUUGAUAUCGUCUACCAGAUACAUUCUGCUACAGAUAUGGCCCGAUUUCAGAGAUUCCAGUGAAGCCGCAAAUACACAGAUCCUUACUUCCCUGGAGUCUCUGGAUUACAUUGUAGUUGCUUGUCUCCCUGGGAUAAGUGAAGAGUUCCUGUUUCGAGGGGCAUUGAUGCCAAUUUUUGGAUUGAAUUGGAUAAGUGCUCUAGCAACUGGUGUCUUUUUCGGUGUUCUUCACUUGGGAAAUGGCAGGAGAUAUUCAUUUGCAGUCUGGGCAACAUUUGUUGGCCUUGCCUAUGGUUUAGCAACCAUAGCUUCCUCAAGCAUCAUAGUCCCAAUGGCUUCUCACUCCAUAAACAAUAUUAUUGGAGGCUUACUUUGGCGCUUCAGGGACAGCUCAGAAAGAGAAAUGUAG